This is a messenger RNA of Cherax quadricarinatus, 1235 nucleotides long. NCBI's taxonomy places the organism in Eukaryota, Metazoa, Arthropoda, Malacostraca, Decapoda, Parastacidae. The record is from RefSeq and is a predicted model, not a curated record.
ACCAGACUGUGGUGGAUAAGCGGGCCACCAGCAGCAACAACGUGGUUGAUUAGGCAAGCAGCAGAGAAGCCUGGCCUAGGUCCGUCCUGCGAGAGUAGAAAACCUCUCGAAACUUAUUGAAGAUACAAGUAAAGACGUGAUGUUGAUGUAGUGAGGUGUUGAGGAGGGUGACUGUGGAGGAGUGUUGGUGCAGGCGCCGCCCUCCUGACUCUUAGUAGUGACACACUGCCACCAUGAGACUUCUGAAAUUGAGCGUGCCAUGGGCCACCAUGAGGUCCCUGGCAUUGGUACUGGCGUGCCUGCUUCUGCUCUCUGCACCUGUCUCAGCCGCUACUCCCGAUUUUGACUCUGAUUUGGAGAUCCUAGUAGAGGCGUCUCCUGCAGCAGCGACUGCCAUCGUGGCCUCUGAUGAUACACACCUCCUGCAGGAUGUGUACGAGAACCAGGCGGGCAAAGUGAUGACUGAGGAGCCUGUGAUGGAUGAGGAGGCUGCCUCGACGGAGGCAGUGCUGUCACAGGUGCCAGAGAGCAAGCCACGCAUCUCAUACAGCCAAGCCUACGUCAACAAGACUUACCGUGCCAAGGAUGACUUCAACCCCCGGGGCAUGGAACACCUCUACCUCAUCACCAACCUCUUCCUUGAUCUCAUCCACCGUGACCGGGAACUUCCUCCUCAACUCGAGUCGCUGGUGUCCCAGGAGUUGGCUCAACCUACAUUGGACCAGCAGCAGGCUAUGCGUGUGGCUUCGGAGCUGGAGGCCAAUUGGGACGUGUUAGUGCUGCACUACGUGGGUCUGGUGGCCCUGGUGUCCCUAGGCUGUCUCCUCAUCGUCGUCCUGCCUCUCGCGGGCCUCGUCUUCGCUUGCUGCCGCUGUGCAGGACGCUGCGGCGCGCAGGAGCCUCAUUAUGACAAGAAGAGAGACCCGUGUAAGAGGGCCACACUAGGCACUCUCCUGGCUGUGCUAGUAGUAGUCAUCCUGUUGGGUUUAGUGUGUUGCUUCGUGACCAACGCCAGGAUGGAGGAUGGGGUACAGGGACUCCCACGAGACUGGUCGCUGGCUGUACACGAUACCAAGCUCUUCCUCAACAACACUGAUAACGAGGUGCAGAAUUUGUUAGUAAGAAAUUACAGGGAGCUGCAGAAUGUUCUCUUCAACAAGUUGGACAGUAAGUUGCUUAUCACAUGCUCUUUUAAAAUGAUUCAUUUUUCUGUGCAAUAAUAUUGCCAGCCUUAA